Molecule: messenger RNA, 2040 nt
Organism: Ipomoea nil (Japanese morning glory)
Lineage: Eukaryota; Viridiplantae; Streptophyta; Magnoliopsida; Solanales; Convolvulaceae
Product: chaperone protein dnaJ 1, mitochondrial
Exons: 19
Coding region: 192-1622 (476 amino acids)
Biological process (GO): protein refolding; response to heat
Cellular component (GO): cytoplasm
Molecular function (GO): ATP binding; heat shock protein binding
Source: RefSeq, a predicted model, not a curated record
UUGUAAUUGCUAGCCAGCGUCUACCUUCGCUACUGCAGACCCUAAACCCACUCCUUCCCGUCAUCAAUCACUCAUCGCCUGUGAUUCGGCGAUCAAUCUCAUGAUUCAUUCCGACGUCGUAUAACCGUCUUUUCUACAACUCUCAAAGCUUAAUUUCAUUAUCGUGGCGCUUGGAUAGCUUCGAGCUCGAAAUGGGCAGAUUGAGCUGGGCUAGGCUUUCGUCAAAAUCAUUUGUUCAGAGUAUUUUGUCUAGGCAAAGAGUUGUUGCUGAAUCAGCCGUUGAGAAAAGAAAUUUACGCGGCACAGUUCCGGAAUUUCAACGGGCAUUGCUACAGAGUAGAUCUUUGUAUAGUUCCGGUAUUAUUGGCAAGCCAGCAAAUUUUGCAGCUAAUGAAUGCCCAUCAUCCAGACAUUUUAUCCACUCUACAGGAGUUUGUCAUUCUGCGGAAAAGGAUUAUUAUGACCUUUUAGGUGUUUCUAAAGAUGCCAGUCGGGAAGAGAUUAAGAAGGCUUUUCAUGCACUUGCAAAAAAGUACCAUCCUGAUGCCAAUAAGAAUAAUCCUUCUACAAGGAGGAAAUUUCAAGAAAUAAGAGAUGCAUAUGAGACUCUGCAAGAUCCUGACAAGAGAAAACAAUAUGACAUGAUGAAAGAACACAGAAAAACUGAAUAUUCAAAUUUUGAUUAUGGGGGUGCUGAAGGAUUUAGAUAUGAAGCAAACUUCAAUGAUUUUUCUCAUUCUUUCCAGAAAAUUUUUUCUGAGAUAUUUGAAAAUGAGACGGAAACUUUCACAGAUGAUAUUCAGGUGGAACUUUCUCUCUCUUUUUGUGAAGCUGCUAAAGGAUGCACAAAGCAUCUGUCCUUUGAUGCGGAUGUUCCUUGUGACUAUUGUCAUGGGCAGGGUCACCCACUGAAUGCAAAGCCAAGAGUCUGUCCAACAUGUGAAGGCCUUGGGCGAGUUACUAUUCCCCCAUUUACGGCUCUGUGCAGUGGUUGUAAAGGAUCUGGCAGAAUCAUUAAGGAAAUUUGUAGGGAAUGCAAAGGAUCAGGAGCUGUUAGAGGUGUUAAAGAUGUUAAAGUAACCAUACCACCAGGUGUGGAUUCUGGCGAUACUAUCCGUGUACAAAGAGCUGGUCAUGCUGGCAGAAGAGGGAUGCAACCAGGCAACCUGUUUAUAAAGCUAAAGGUUGAUGAGGAUUCUGUUUUUGACAGAGAUGGUGCUGACAUUUAUGUUGAUGCUAAUAUCAGCUUUACACAAGCUAUUCUUGGUGGCAAGGUUGAGGUACCGACUUUAUCUGGGACAACAUCAGUGAAGAUACCAAAGGGUGUUCAGCCUGGUCAACUUCUGGUACUCAGAGGCAAAGGCUUGCCAAGGAGUGGCUUUGUUGUAAAACAUGGAGAUCAGUAUGUGAGAUUCCGCAUAAGAUUUCCAACAGAAUUAAAUGAUAAACAACGAGCAAUACUUGAAGAAUUUGCCAAGGAGGAAAUUGAUAAUGGAGAUAACAUGUAUUCACAAGGAAAUUGGUGGAAUCAUGUGGUUGAACACAUCAUUACUCCCAAGUUUGCAGUCGAGCUCUCCCUUCUCAUCUUAAUUCUCCUGCUGCUAAACAAAAUCCUAUUCUGAAGACCGACGCCGAUUGCAAAAGAUAGAAUCACGACUAGAAGACAGACAACCUGUGAUGGCAAGGUGGUAACUCAUCAACAUCAUCUCGAUCAUAUUUGACUUUGGCAGUCUUUUAUCCGGGGAUUGGCUGCAACUAGAAUUUUGUGGUGUCAUCUUCUUCCGCACAGUUCAAGCUCUAAAAGUUUACUGACCCUGCCAUUUGGUGGUGAAAGAGUUUUGACUUUUUAUAUACGCGUAUUAGAUAAAAAGAUUAUUAAUUGAGGUACAGAUUAUUGUUUUUGGUGGCCAAUGUAAACACUACACUUGAUGGUGAAGAUUUGACAUAUAACAUGACAAGUUAGUUGUAGACUGUGACUAUUGGAAUUAUUACAAUGAAAAUUAAAGAGGCGUGUAGCUUCAUCCUUGAUGAUUGUUUGAA